Messenger RNA from Wasmannia auropunctata (little fire ant), 2226 nucleotides. RefSeq names its product elongator complex protein 4 (gene Elp4). The transcript is spliced from 6 exons. Lineage: Eukaryota; Metazoa; Arthropoda; Insecta; Hymenoptera; Formicidae. Gene Ontology annotation, cellular component: elongator holoenzyme complex; cytoplasm; transcription elongation factor complex. The record is from RefSeq and is a predicted model, not a curated record. Bases 505 to 1641 code for a protein of 378 amino acids. Gene Ontology annotation, biological process: tRNA wobble uridine modification.
GAGAGAGAGCAAACGAAUUUGCACGCACCUUUCUGUCUCUUUCUCUCUUCCUCUCGGAAGGGAUCCUCUAUGAUCUUCUUCUUUUCCGCACGUCACCGCACUCCAUCGUCCAGUCUUUCCUCUCGCACUCGUCAAUCUCGCGUUCGCGUCACUAUCUCGCGAUCGCGAUCGCUCCGCUUCUCGACGUUUCGGAGCGAGGGACGCCGCGAACGCGCACGCCCGCGGGAAACGCUCCGCAAUUCAUCGUUUCGCUACUUGUGACUUUCGAACGUGACACCAACGAUACGAGCCGGCACGAGGAGUACGAGGUUAUGUUGCGUUUCGAACGUUCGUCUUUACUACGGGCGUACCGCGUACGUAUACAAUCGUUCCGUUGUGUGGAAAUAUCGAUUCCGAAAGUGUCAAGAGAUACGUAGUACCUUGAUUGAUCAAGCAGAGUUUUCAUAACCUAACCCCUGUCGGGAUCCUGUGCACGUGGCUUGUACAUACGAUAAUAUCUAACGGAUGGCUUCGGACGCAAAAGCGAAGGUUUCGAGUGGGGCGAAACUUAAAACUAGACUGCCGGUAAUACCAGGCACGAGACCUUCGCUACGAAAUUCACAGUUGCUUAUUUCAACAGGGAUACCUUCCUUAGACAGUACGAUAGGCGGAGGUUUACCUAUUGGCUCGAUAUUUUUAAUCGAGGAGGACAAGUAUGGCUUCUACGCUAAAAUUGUAUUGAAAUAUUUUAUGGCAGAAGGGAUAGUCGUGUCUCAGCCUGUAUUGAUUGCGUCUCAAGAUGUUCAGCCUUCCCAAUUUGUAUCGGGGCUGCCUGCAGUUAUAAACGACUCAGAGGAACGUGUGAAAACUACAAAUACUGUAGAUGAACCUAUGAAAAUAGCUUGGCGAUAUCAGAAUAUGAAAAUAGUAGAUUCAACCCCGACGGGAGGACAGACAUUCGGUCAUUAUUACGAUCUCACGAAACUGAUGCAGAAGGAUCUUCUGGAGCAUGCUGACAUAAAACAAUGGCAAAUUAAUGAGGAAACGACACUGAAUGAGAGCAGUAAAUUUGAGAACGCUGCAUACGUUGACUUAUUAUGCACCAUAGAAAGAACGUUGCGCGACGGACAAUAUUUCCUCUCUGAAGCACCGGAACAGAAGACAAAGAUUUUAAGAAUCGCGAUUCAUUCUCUGGGAUCAAGAUUAUGGCUUGGUGACACGGAGAAAGGUUCUAAUCGUGAUCUAUUGAAAUUCUUAUACUGCUUCAGAGCGCUCUUAAGGAAUUCCUAUGCGGUCGGCGUAGUAACAAUACCAGUUAAUAAUUUCGACAAUACCGAUUGCGUUAUCGAAAGAAUUCAGCAUUUGUCGGAUAUAGCAGUCGGAUUAGAAUCGUUUGCGGGAUCUGCAAAGGAGCUUAAUCCGUUGUUCAAGGACUAUCAUGGUCUUUUGCACAUUAAGAAAUUGUGUGCACUGAACGGUUUAUCACACGGCAUUACGCAAUACAAAGAUCUGGCAUUUAAAUUACGCCGUAAAAAGUUUCUUAUAGAGGUUUUACAUUUACCGCCCGAGUUCGAUGAUACCUCACAACGAGAGCAAGAUGAGACAGUAACGUCCGGCAUUGGAUGCGCGAGUGGAUCUCAUAAAAGUGCACUUGAUUUUUAGAUUCAUGAAUUCUGUACAAAAAUCAUAUGUGAUAAUUUUAAUGUAUAUUGUAUAGUUCUUUUUAACAAAAUUAAAUGUUUAUUUUGUUAAAAUAAUUUUCAAUCAAUUAUUAUAUGUAUAUUCUCAUACUCUUCAUAUAUUUGUCUUAGCCUUCAUAAGAUGUUAUUCUUAAUUCAUAAUUCGUUACAUCAAAGUGUAUAUUUGUGAGUCCACUCCUUAACAAGCAAGUGGUAAGCCAGAAUUUUUACGUACGCUUAGGUCACGCCUAUCCCGUUUAACGGGAAGUGCAUGGUGUGGCGGCUGAAUUAAUGUAGAGAAGAGGAGAUAGGCUUCGUGAACACUUACAAUAAUGCGCAUAAAGUAUCUUUUUGCUGUAUUACGUUGUAUAUAUGGGUUCAACCUACAAGUUCAUUUACACCGUAGGAAUACAAUUUUCGAUGGGAGAUUUCUAUAACGAGUACGAAAUCUUCAGAAUAAUCCUUUACUAUAUACAGUAUAAUUAAUCUAUGGAAGAAAAAUGAAGCUUUCAUUACAGUAUUGUAACAUUUCUUGAUAAAUUAAAAAUACUUCUGCAUAAUUAUAAAA